AUGGUCUAUCACACUCGACCUAAUUUCAAUGAAUUUCCCAUUUUUCAAGUCAUUACCUUGUGUGGUCUUGGCUUGUCUUGGUUCUUUUCUGGGGAAAGUGUCCCCUUUAUCAUGAGGAUUCUUUACGGACUGGCGGCUUCAGCCUCUGGGUUUUCUGCCAUGGUUGCCCUUGACAUCUACCGGCGCUGGUCGUCACCAUUCCAAUCGACGAAGGGUGCCCUCAACCACUAUGUGGCCGUUGUAUUCCUCAGCUUCCUUGGGAAGCGGAUGAGAGCCAAGUUGGACAAAGAUACCAAACAGUGCAGAGUAGUCCAGGAAGAGUUUCUUUUAGGACAGGUUCAGAAAAAUAAAAACACUGUGUAUGGGAUUGACGUCGGGUUAAACAAGAUCAAGGGUCGAGAAGAUUACACCAGGUUGCUUCCAUUGACGAUUUGGGAUGAUUACGGACCUUAUAUCGAUCGUGUUGCUAAAGGAGAAGAAAACGUUAUGUUGCCAGGGCGACCGACAAUUUUAGCCAUGACAUCUGGUACGUCGGGGAAAAGUCACAUGCUGCCAAUGUGGAAGGAACAGCAGACAUUUUUCUUUCUCCAUGGCAUAGCGACAAUUUUUGAGACAAUCUUUCAUAACUUUCCCGCGACGCGAAACUUGCAGCGUUCUUUGAAGAUUUUUUAUACACCAAAGUUUAGAGAAUCGGAGGCUGGAAUAACGAUUGGACCAAACUCAUCAUCGCCAGCUAACUCCAAACAGAUCUUGAACUUGUACACAACUCCUAAACCGGGUUUUGACAUCAUGUCUGAACCAGAGGCGACUUAUAUUCAUCUACUAUUUGGGUUGAAAGACAGGGACCUUGGAACCAUUGAGGGAAAUUUUGUCUCCUUAGUAUACACAGCCCUCAUGAAAAUGACAGCAGAGUGGGAACAGUUAGUCACCGAUAUCGAAAAUGGCCACAUCCACGAAGGGUUAAACAUUGAAGAGAAUACACGUGAGGAGCUAAACAAAUUCAUGAAGCCAGAUAAAAAACGAGCCGCAGAACUCCGGCAAGAAUUCCAAAAAGGUUUUGAUGGAAUCGUCAAGCGUAUCUGGCCGAAAAUGAACAUCAUCCUUGGAGUUGACACCGGUACAUUUGAAAUCUAUGGAAAAAUUCUUAGAAGUGGCAUGUGCCAGGACAUCCCGUUUUAUUCUCCGAUUUACGCCUGUACCGAGGGACUCCUUGGGUUGAACCUCUUCCCUCAACGCCACAUACGCCAGUAUCUGCUCUCACCUAGGUCCAUGUUCUUUGAGUUCAUUCCGGUCGACCAUAUGGAAGAAGAACAGCCAGCGACACUCUUUGUUGAUCAGGUUGACAUUGGUGAAUCUUACGAACUAGUCAUCACUAAUCAGGGAGGUCUGUACCGAUAUCGAUUCGGUGAUGUUGUCAAGGUGGUCGACUUCUAUCACACUGCACCAGUGGUGGAGUUCCAAUAUAGAAAAGGACAGUUAUUGAAUGUGAGAGCUGAAAAGACGUCCGAGGAAACUUUCUACAGGGCUCUGGAGCAGGCGGAGGAAAACUGGGCCAAGGAUGACAUCAAAGUCAUCGACUACUGCUGUGCCGAGCAUAUUGUUGUAAAUGCUGCUAAAGGAGACAACAACACCACUGACAAUAACCCGAGUUACUCCGUCUUCCUUGAGCUGGCCUCCGAUAAGAAGCAUCCUGCUCUUGGUGAGGAACAGAAGAGCAUGAUUGAUGACAACCUUCAAGAAAUAUCAUUCGUGUAUUCGUCAUUUCGAACAAAAGGCAGUAUCGGACCGAUGAACAUUCACAUCGUGAAAGAAGGGACGUUCCUUGAACUACGGGAGUUCAUGAUACGAACGACGUCUGCUUCUUCCAAUCAGUAUAAAGUGCCACGUGUCAUGAGGAGGAUUGAUGCAGUCAAGUUUCUUCUUGAUCGGGUGACAGGGUGAUAUAUAAAUCAUGGCAUCGGAUAAAAAGUUGUGCCUUUCAAAAAUUUCUUCCAUUCUUUUUCUCUGCUUUUCAAAAACAUUCAAGACAACACUGAUACCUGAUUACAUUAAAAUAACUCGGCCCCGUUGCACAUUCAGUGUUUAGAGACAAACACCAGCAUUAGCUCAGUUAAGCAUUAUUGCCUUCAGUAAAUCUAAUUUAAAAGAUAGUAGGAUAGGCCUUUGUACAACUGUUAGUGCUACACCUUCUAUAAUCAUGACUGCAUUUUUUUAUAAAUUUAUAUUGUAUAUACAGCAAUGCACUUAGUUAUUCGGGGCCCUCGGUGUGAAAGUUUUCUGUGUGCGUAUUAAAAAUUUGUCUGUGAGUGUAUUUAACAUGUAUGGUUGUCGAAAAUUUUGAAUAUAACAU
Lineus longissimus is the source of this 2350-nucleotide messenger RNA. RefSeq lists its product as uncharacterized. Lineage: Eukaryota; Metazoa; Nemertea; Pilidiophora; Heteronemertea; Lineidae. Gene Ontology annotation, molecular function: acid-amino acid ligase activity. The transcript is spliced from 7 exons. Bases 1 to 1941 code for a protein of 646 amino acids. The record is from RefSeq and is a predicted model, not a curated record. Gene Ontology annotation, cellular component: cytoplasm.